AUGAAGCCUACAUCUGUUAGAUAUUUUAGUCAGACUGCGGUAGAACAGCUGACAAGACCCUGGAAGAAAUACCGUGAUGGUACUCUAUUCUAUGGUUUAAGUAAAUCAGGGAACAGAAGAACUCCAUUAACUACAAAACAAGGGAAUAAGACUAUGUAUAAAGGUACUAGAUCCUCAGGUAUUGGUAAGCAUACCAAGUUUGGUGAAUAUGUGAUUAACUGGACCAAAGUACGUACUUAUGUGACGCCCAAAUACUUAAAUAUGGAUUUGAAACCUUUAUUGAGUAGUAACUUACCUGAAUUAAAACAUGAAUUUAAAGGGUACUCAAAGGGUCCACAAGAUACUAAAUUAUAUAUUCAAAAAUUGAAGGAUUUUAUCAUGAAUGGUAGAGUUCAAAGUGAAGCAAGUGAUGUUAACUGCUAUGUUGAAAGGGGUUAG
Molecule: messenger RNA, 438 nt
Organism: Maudiozyma barnettii
Lineage: Eukaryota; Fungi; Ascomycota; Saccharomycetes; Saccharomycetales; Saccharomycetaceae
Gene: MRPL27
Product: mitochondrial 54S ribosomal protein mL41
Exons: 1
Coding region: 1-438 (145 amino acids)
Biological process (GO): translation
Cellular component (GO): mitochondrial large ribosomal subunit
Molecular function (GO): structural constituent of ribosome
Source: RefSeq, a predicted model, not a curated record